GUUGCAUACGUGCAUUGUCCAAUAGCACUUACUUAUUUUUGAGACCUCAAGCACUUCUGGGGCAGUUCAGAUAGCUGACAUUCCCAUACAGACCCACAUUUGUGUCGCUGGUUUUAAUUUAGAAACUUGAACAUCCUGGUAAAUUUUGUUGGGGAUUCUGAUAUCACUGCUCAGCCAAACAUAAUGUUUUAGGCAGUAAUGAUGAACCUUUAACUAUUAGUAUGCGUAGUACUUACACUAGCCGAGAAAAAGUACUUAAGGUUCCAGCAGAAAUCGCCUAGCGUGACCGUCUUUCACAAGUGAGGGGCAGGCGCACCUCAGUUACUUCGGGUAGGGCUGCCAUUUUCUCUCGGGUUGUAACCGAGUAUAGCAAGUUGCAUGCAGUUUUCACUCCUUAUGUGAGAUGCAGAUUGACAUGCAACCAAGCAUAUGUCCGAUUACACACCGAGUGUUGCAAAUGGUGGUUUUCUUGCAGCAUGGCCACCGUCUCUCGUCAUAACGCCAGUGGCAGACAAAGCUGCCGAGCGUCGACCUCUGAUGCCUGUCCCACCUCACGUGACGGCCACAAGCGUGACGCCUCAUGGCGUAGUAUGCGCACCCUUCAACCCAGCAGUUCUUCACAGGUCUAUGGACACCGUGGGACCUUGCGCGCCCGGUGUCAACCAGCGCGAGUUGUCGAUGCAUGGCAUCACUACUAGGGCUGCCGACUUCGCCACCGCCGGUGAGCCUGUCAUUCAGCAGCUGGGCGAAGGAAGUGGGACGAGCAAUGUCCAGAACGUGGCUGGAGCGCAGGGCCAUUGGACACCAAAGCCCUUUGCCUGUCACGUCUGCCCCAUGAGCUUCGGCUUUCACUCCCAGCUUCAGAUACACCUACGGUCGCACACCAAGGAGACACCGUACCGGUGUCCCCUCUGCUUCAAGGGCUUCUCGCAGAAGGGCAACUACAACCGACACAUGCGGGUCCACGUGCAAGCAGGAGAGCAGCAGGGCAUCGGCACUUCAGGUUGAGCUGGCUCGUUAUCCGCAAUGCAGUGUAUAGUCCGGUGGCACAAAAUGCCUUAUCUAGUCCCCAAGUGCCGCACGUGCCGAGAGGAUACGUUGCUUGGCAACGUAUCAGAACGAGUGGGCUUUUCGGUUCAAGCGCGUGGGAAAUGGAGGACCGUGUAUAGCCCACACUGCGGUCUUGCACCUCAUGACCAGGUUUCCGGAAGAGACUGAACUAAUAGGCUCACCAUUCAUACUCUAGAAGGAGAUGCUCAGGCCUGAACUGCCAGUAAUUGUUGUGCUGGAAGCAGCAAGAAUCACCGCCACCAUGCUGACCUGCUCAUCAGAAAUUCCUGUUGGGGUGUUAAAGAUGUCCUUGGAGCAUUUCUGGAUGUGUAGUGCCUGUAGAAUGUACAGAGGUAAUUGUGUUGUGUGUUUGUGAACAGUGUCUGUUACUGCCAGUGAGCACAUGAUUUGAUGAGGUUGCGUGAAGAGUGGGAGAGUUGGGGGAUACCUUAGAAACAAAGAAGCACUAAUUUGCCUUCAACUAGCUCUUGUUUUGCUUUCACCUCCUUCUAGAGCUGUGAAGCAUUUGCUAUCAUACACCAAAGACACUGUUAUGACUCUGUCUUGCUCCUACGCAGAACGCGGGUUCUACGCAAAACGACAGCUGCAACUCCUAUGUGCAGAUCCAUGUGUAACAGGAAAGCAGCAGGAAACACUAAUAUACAUAGCUUGCCAAGGUGUUGCUAUUUUCUUUAAUUCACCUCUGCAAGAGUGUGUGCAGCGAUAUGGGCAUUGUAAAGAACACCCAGUAAAUUGUUUGGAUUGGGACUACCGCUUGCGCAAUUAUUCAGCCUUCCCGCUCAGAUGCGUUGUCUAGCAUGCAUACGUCUCUAUCUCGUUCUCUUUGUUGUUUAGAAUGCAUAUGAAUAUGUGACAGUAUGAAUGGGCUGAGGUCUGGAUCCUCCAUAAUUAGACUGCUGUGCAUUUGCACAAAAAUAUAGUUUUGUUCUUGUUAACUUAAAUCAGUGGAAGGCUGAGUAAGUUGCUGGGAAUUCACAGUAUAAAACGACAUGCAUACAAAACAUGAACAUAUGAUAAAAAGGCCGGCAUAAUUGUUUCUUUUUUAGUUCUUCCUCUUGUGUAUGGGCUCUCUAUGCCUGCCUUUUCACUCCCUAAUAUCUCUAAUUGUUCACUUAAAUGUGUGCCUAGUGUUUUUUUUUUUUAAGCAGACUGUAACUGAAAAAUGGUUUCCUGCUUUUCUCUUCUCGUUUUGCAUGUGAAUUCUAAUUUGGUCUGAUCACAACACUCAUUAACCAUAGGCAGCUGUUAAAGGGCCCUUAAACAACUUCUGAAAAUACAAUGAGCACAUUAUUCUCCCCUGGCUUUUCUAGUCUUUUUGUUACAAUUCAUGAUGCCAACAGUCUGUUCACUUGAAGUCAUAAGGAAAUAAGCUCUCGAUUGGUUCAUAUACAAAGGAUAUCAGUUGGGAAUUGUCUCCUAUCUUGCUUUGCCAUGCACUCGCACGUCCGUUCUGCCUUUUCUCACAUGACUAGCAUGCGCAAUCAACUUAUUUCACUUCGUUUUGUGCGUUCUCAACUGCAGAAGCAGAGAUAACAGCAUGUAGCCAAAAAACACAAAAUCCUGAUAGUCUCAACUCUUUAUGCUGACAUUGUCGACAUGUUUUAUGAAGAAAAUGUGGUGAGGAGGAGAUAGCGCGUCUAGGAAAAGUAUUGAACGAAAGCAAGAAAUCACUGUCUCGUCUUUGAACUCGGAGCGGUUUAGGGACCCUUUAAUGGGCAGUAUUCCCUCCUAGAGCUUGUCUUCUCCCAUUGCACUGUUGUAAUCACGUUGGCUGGGUCAUCAUUCAGUUUGUUGUCAUCAGGCCACUUCAACAUCCUCAGGCUCACCCUUGCCACCAGAAGAUGAAAGAAACCUUGCCCAUCACCGUGCCAAAGAGGGAAAAACUCAUGCGUUCACAGAGAUGUACAAUUAGGACCCAAGAGCAUUAACCGCUGUGCUAUUGUGGGCCACAUGGACAUGAGAGAGCGGCGCUCACUGUGCACGCACUUCAGAGGCCACAGGAAGCACUACUGUGUCUACUGCAUAGAGGUCUUAAGUGAAGCUUUUAUAACUCGCAGAUUUCGGCAUCGUACGCAACAAAACCAGUGCCGGCAAGUGUACAGAAAUGUGGCCCUUAAAGGUGCGCCGGUCGCGUGCACAUUUGUAUGCGCCAUUUUUCAAUAAUUGACGCUCUCUCGAUCGUGGGCUUGCCGGUGAUCAGCCAUUUCUGAUGUGGCAAUCUGAUCUUUUGUCAAGGUCACUUGUAAUUUCGCAUUGCCACAUGUCCUUGUUGCCAGGAUAUGAACAUGUGGCCGCUGUUGUUGCCUGUAGCAAAUGAAUUGUUGCGCUGCUAAGCACGUGGAUGAAGGUCCAAUUUCUGGCAUGGAGGAAGGAAACAGGAUGGAGCAUUGUGCAAUGCAACAGAAAGAAAGGCAGAAAAAUUGGCCGCGUAUCUGCGUCCUUCGCCGCAAAUGUCGUCGAAAGAUGAUAGUCUUCUGCCAGCUGCACUACAUGAGUCCUCCUCCUCUAUGUUGAAUCGCCGCAUCUGGCUCAUAGCGUCGCAUUUGCAGCACAGCCCAAAAAACACUAGCAUUUUCAGCGCAGCCUAAGAAACACUAAGGUCUUUAGAAUUACGUAUCUAUGUAUUUUCUAGUAAAGGAACACACCACCUAACACUUACGUAUUGAUGUUGCACCUCAGAUGUGCGUAACAUUUGCUUUUUGAUCGACAAUGUUUACAAGUAUGAACGGCGGUACCAGUUGAAGACGGCUCGGUGUUCAGCAAGUGGUUAAACUUUGGCUGGGUGGCUGAAUUGGGUGACAUACAGACAAACAGAAAGACAGACAGACCAAAAUUUCUGCGUUUAUGUUCCCCAAGAAAGACUAUCGUCUUUAAAAGUAGUACGUCAGGCACGCAGAUGCAAAGCUUCGCUUGCCCCCCCCCCGCCCCCCCGAUAGAGGAAGGGCUCCUGAAUUUUUCUUGAGAGAGAAAACUUGGGAAGUCAGGAAGAUUAACCACACGGACUUUCGGAUCUGCUACCCUGUAUGGGGAAGUAAGAAGGAGGAAUUGCAGUUGUUACUGUAAGAGCCUGCUACAAUAACUAUUAUUGAGCCAAAAACUUGAAUAAUCAUUUAGAGGGAGUGACGGCCAAUUUGAGUGGGUCCUUUUUUUUUUUUUUUUUCGUGCACCAGAAGGCUUAACUGUUAGCGCGUCCAGUCCUGCCGUGACAAUGAGGAAAACAUUGUGGAACGCCUUUCGUCGGGAGUCUUAUACCUGUAGUCGCUAUUAUGUUCAUGCAUUCCUAUGCUAGAGACAAGGAGCGGCAAGCGUGAUGACAUUUUACGUUUGCGUUGCACAAGUGCGGCCUUAUACGGCAGAAAUCGUUUUUUGUUUAUUAGUACCGGUGCUUAUGGGGUUCAUGCUUCCUGUGCUGACGAAUUACUAGUGGUUACACGCUUUCUUUGUGUUCUGUCCAUGUGCUUUGCUCUUGUACAAGUUGAAUGAAGUUCAAGAGUACAGAUUUUGGGCUAUUUGGUUUGGUACAUUCAAUGUGAGGCCAUGGUGUUUCCUUUGUCUCUGUCUUUUCAGUGCUAUGGCAUCAUUUGAUUGAACGAAAUAAUUUUAGCAAAGCCAAGUUUUUUUUUAAGCAGUUGGCACAUUUACACUUGAGGCACAGUUCAUCGUGUUUCUGUGACUGUGCUUUUGGUUUCAGAAACGUGUCAUCCUUUGAGAGCCUGAGCAAGCUGGAGUGAAGAAUUUUUCACUUGCACGUGUAGUCGGAGCUUAAUUCCAUGCAAAGUAACAUGCCAAACAGCACAAGAUGUGUGUCCACACAAUGAGGGAUGCCAAAGUUCUGCAAUUGCACUGGUUACUACAAAAUGAGGUAACUAUCUGCAUGAGGUAACUAAUGAAGUAACUAAUGGGACAGAAGCCAAGGCAGAAACAUACAGCAUGACAUAUUACAUUGUCAAGUUUUUAGAAAGUUAUCUGUAAUAUGAAUUGAUUGAACAUUUAUUUCUAGUAUGCUUCAGAGAAAAUAAACAUACUCGAGAUAGGCCCGGCUUGUUCACAAGUCGACGGUCAGUAAUAGUUGAAAGUUCAAGAGCCACAGUUAUUUAUUGUUCAAUAUAGCUGGCUGGCUGCUUGACUUCGACUUGUACAGAAGGCUUGUAUAUGUAAACUUGAUAUUUAUUUUAACAUCGCUGACAUUCCAUUGCUACUGCAUGUGUUUCACCUUGUUAAGCGGAUGGUGUGUCGUGUCACUUGACUGAAGAGGUUGUACACAUGGAUGGUUAAUGUUUCGAGUAAAGAGUAACUAAGAACAUACGACCCUGUUUGUCUUGUCUCAUUCGUGCUUGAGCGUAGCUGCACAUUUAUGUACACAAUUGCGUUGUGAG
Rhipicephalus sanguineus (brown dog tick) is the source of this 5447-nucleotide messenger RNA. RefSeq names its product zinc finger protein 239-like. The record is from RefSeq and is a predicted model, not a curated record. The transcript has 2 exons. Gene Ontology annotation, biological process: regulation of transcription by RNA polymerase II. Lineage: Eukaryota; Metazoa; Arthropoda; Arachnida; Ixodida; Ixodidae. The coding region runs from base 430 to 1008 and encodes 192 amino acids. Gene Ontology annotation, molecular function: DNA-binding transcription factor activity, RNA polymerase II-specific; RNA polymerase II cis-regulatory region sequence-specific DNA binding. Gene Ontology annotation, cellular component: nucleus.